GCAUCGUAUCAUUCCGCGGCGGACCGGCGCACGCGCAACAUGGCGCGCCGUGCGCUACUCACGUUACUCCUAUACUUCACAAUCGCCCACGCUCAAAUACUAACGCCGCCAUACGUCAACUUAGCUCAAGGGAAAAAAAUCACGGCCACUGCGACAUGCGGAGACGAAGGGCAAGAGUUGUAUUGCAAGCUGGGAGGAGCCAACACUGGCGAAGAUGAACACGUGAUCCAAGGACAGAUCUGCGACAUUUGCGAUGCGACGAGCGACACCAAGAAGCACCCGCCUGAGUACGCUGUGGACGGCAUGGAGACGUGGUGGCAGAGCCCUCCACUUUCACGCGGCAUGAAAUAUAAUGAGGUCAACCUCACCAUCGAUCUGGGCCAGGAGUUCCAUGUGGCGUAUGUGUUCGUCCGGAUGGGCAUAUCCCCGAGACCAGGUCUCUGGGCGCUGGAGAAGUCCACAGAUUACGGCAAGACCUUCAAGCCUUGGCAAUAUUUCUCCGAUUCCCAAUAUGACUGCAAACUGUACUUUGGCGAGGAGAGCCUGCAGCCGAUCACACGAGACGACUCUGUCAUCUGCAGCACGGAAUAUUCCAGAAUCGUGCCCUUGGAAGGGGGAGAGAUCCCCAUAUCUUUACUGAACUCACGACCAUCGGCGAACAAGUACUUCAACUCGUCAGUGUUACAAGAAUGGACGCGCGCCACCAACGUGCGCCUGCGCUUCAUGCGGACCAAGAACAUGUUGGGACAUCUCAUGUCCGUCGCGAGGCAAGACCCCACUGUGACACGAAGGUACUUCUACAGUAUAAAAGACAUCAGUAUCGGUGGUCGGUGCAUGUGCAACGGCCACGCAGACAAUUGUGACCCGGAGAACCCUCCGACCGAGAGCAAUAUCCUCGUCUGCCGCUGUCAGCACAACACGUGCGGCCCGCAGUGCGCGCAGUGCUGUCCAGGGUUCGAACAGAAGAAAUGGAGGAUCUCCCAGAAUUGGGACAAGUUUGAGUGCGAACCUUGCAACUGCCACAACCACUCGACGGAGUGCGUUUACGAUCCAGAAGUAGACGAGAAGCGGCUGUCCCUGGACAUCCACGGGAGGUACGAAGGCGGUGGCGUUUGCAAGAAUUGCCAGCACAACACAGAAGGCACCAACUGCAACAAGUGUCGGCCAACGUUCUACCGGCCGUGGAACAAGAAGUGGGGCGAAAUCGAUGUGUGCCAGCCGUGCCAAUGUGAUCUGCACUUUUCCACCGGCAACUGUGCUGAGGAGACAGGCACGUGUGAAUGCCGCAAGGAGUUCCAGUCGCCGAGCUGCGACUCCUGCGCAUAUGGAUACUUCGACUACCCCGACUGCAAGCCCUGCACGUGCAACCUCAACGGUACUGAAGGCAAUAACUGCACUCCUGUUGGCGGCUUGUGUCCAUGCAAAUUCAACUUCGCUGGUAAAUCUUGUGAGAUAUGCGCAGACGGUUACUAUUCAACCGAAUGUAAAAACUGCGAGUGCAACUCCAUCGGGUCUGUCUCGCAGGUGUGCGACAAGGACACCGGCAACUGCACCUGCAAGAGCAAGUACAGUGGCCGCACGUGCAACCAAUGCGAAGCGGGGUACUUCAACUAUCCUACUUGCAAACAAUGUAAUUGCGACAUUAGUGGCACGGAGGCCGCCAUUUGCGAUGACGUCACAGGGCAGUGCAUCUGCAAAGUCGGCUUCGGGGGCGCCCGCUGCGACCAGUGCAUCUCUGGAUACUACAUGGAGGUCAGAGGUCGCGAACGGCAGUGUGUUCCCUGCAACUGUUCCCCCACCGGUUCCACAUCCACAAGUUGUUCCGCAGACGGAAAGUGCAACUGCCUGGUCAGCUUUGGGGGGAAACAGUGCGCUCAAUGUUCACCUGGAUACUACAAAUAUCCUGAAUGUUUACCUUGUAACUGCGACGUGUCCGGUUCGCUCGGGUCUACAUGUGACGACAUAGGCCUCUGUCACUGCAAACAGAACUUCGACGGCAACAAGUGCGACAAAUGCAAGCCACAAUUUUACAACUACCCCGUUUGCGAGGAAUGCAACUGCGACCCGAGGGGUGUCAUCCCCCAAUUUGCUGGUUGUGGUUCUGUACCCGAAGGAGAACUCUGUCUUUGUAAGGAAUAUGCUCACGGUCGUAUUUGUAAUGACUGCAAACCUCUGUUCUGGAACUUGCAAGAGUAUAAUCCAGUCGGAUGCGAAAAAUGUAGUUGCAACGUAUCCGGGACCCUCGGCGGUCUGGGAGCGUGCGACACUAAGAGCGGACAGUGCGUGUGCAAGAUGAAUGUGGGCGAGCGGCAGUGUGAUCAGUGCCGCGACGGCUUCUACCAGCUCCAGUCGGACAACGUGUUCGGUUGCACUGAAUGCGACUGCGAUCCCGGUGGUUCCAUCGACAACAUCUGCGACAAGUGGACUGGCCAGUGUCGCUGCCACUCUAGGGUCGAAGGGCGGCGUUGUGACCGACCAAUCAGAGCUCACUACUUCCCAACCCUCCACCAAUUCCAGUACGAAGUAGAAGAAGGUCUAACGCGUUCUGGACCAGUGAGGUACAGGAACAAUGAAGCAGUCUUCCCUGGAUACUCGUGGAAGGGAUACGUCGUUUUUUCUGUUUUACAGAACGAAGUUAUCAACAUUGUACAUAUACUCUCGAAAUCUUCACUAUAUCGGAUGGUGAUCAAGUAUGCAAACACUCUCAAAGAUCCCGUCAUUGCUUCGGUCAUCAUCACGCCCGAAAAUAUCAACGAUAUUCAACAAAAGUUCAGCGUACUCCUGAAGCCAACAACGGAGCCCCAGCUGGUGACGGUGGCGGGGGAGAAGGGCUUGGCACCGUCGCCCUUCGUCAUGAACCCCGGAAACUGGACUGUCACCAUCAAAACCACCAAGGAAGUCAUGAUUGACUUCUUCGUGCUAAUCCCAGAGACGUACUAUGAGGCGACCAUGCUGACCAAGCUAAUUGACAAACCUUGUGUAGUGAACGACAGCUCCUUGUGCCGUCAUUAUGUCUACCCCAGCGUGGCGAGACGGCCGUACGUUGACGUCAGCCACCUCAGUUCUUCAGCCACCAUCUUCAUUGACGGAGAACAGCAACUGAAGGAACUGAACGCGGAACCGAACUCAAUACCCGUGCUGAACAACGAACAAAACAGCUUAGAAUAUUCCAUGAGCAUUGAGCCGAACGGUCGCUACGUCCUCCUGAUAGAAUACGUGACUCCGAGCGACGCAGAUACUUCCAAUGUUUCCGUUCCGUUUUCUGCCCGGAACACCCUGACGGUCCGGUUCCAGUCCGGCUCGGAUCCGGAGACGUAUGCUAUAGCGAAGCUGAACGAGUGCCCCUACACGUCGCCGUGUCGGCAGGUCGUGGUUAAUGACCUGACAAUGAUCCACAUCGUAGAAGUCACCAAUAAGGAGAAUAACCUACGCUUGGAUGGCGAGCGCGACACUUUAGCCGGUAUCAAGUCGAUAAUCGCCAUUCCUGAAUCAGAGUGGCACCUUGACUUCAUGACCCCGAAGCCGCAUUGUCUGCGACGCAACGGGAAAUGCGAACCAAGCGUCUUCUCGGCCGCCAUUGAUUCUAAGAAGGUUGAAAUCGAGACAGGGUCAGGCGGCGACACGGCCACCCGCCCACCCAUUCUGGACAACUCCACGACAGUGGUGUAUUUGGAGCCUUCCACAGAGCCCGUCAAGAUCGAGACCAAAGUCCCAAAUCCCGGAGACUACAUGUUCGUGGUGCAUUACUACCAGCCUUAUCAUCCAAAAAGCAACGUAGACGCCGUGAUAGUAAUCGACGGGAACAAAUACCAGACCGUAAUUCCGGUGGAAUUCUGCCCGUCCAGCACGGGCUGCCGCUCCUUGCUACAGCAGCUCGACGGGAGACGCCAGUUUCCCGUCACUGAGAACAUCACAAUUACUUUCUCUGGAGAAAACAGCAAAGGCGUAUGGCUGGACUACCUCUUGGUCGUCGGAGCUCCCGACUUCACGGAGGCAGCGCUGAAGGAAGCCAACAUGGUGGACUACACGCGUCAGUUCAUUGAGAACUGCGCCUCCAAUCAUUACCAGAUCAGCCGAAACACCAGCGAUUUCUGUCGCGAGUCGAUGUUCUCCAUCACGUCGGAAUACAACAGUGGCGCCUUAGCUUGCCUGUGCGACUUCAUGGGCUCGACCGAGUUGGAGUGCGACACAUUCGGGGGUCAAUGCCCUUGCAAGCCCAACGUCAUCGGCAGGUCCUGCCGCGCUUGCAAGACGGGCUUCUACGGCUUCCCCAACUGCAAGCCUUGCCACUGUCCCUCAACGGCCAUUUGCGAUGACAACGGCAUGUGCAUCUGCCCUAAGAACGUGGAGGGCGAGGAUUGCAACCGCUGCAAGAAAUACACGUUCAACUUUGACGUGCAGCGAGGGUGCGACGACUGCAACUGUAACCCUCUCGGCGUAGUCAACAACAAUCUGCAGUGCGAGGCUGACAACGGAAACUGCGACUGCAAGGAGAACGUGAUUGGUCGCGUGUGUGACCGCUGCGUGCCCGGACACUACGCGUUCCCGGACUGCGUGCCGUGCAGCUGCGCCCGCGACGGCACCACCGACGACGUUUGCGAUCAAAACACGGCCCAGUGUUACUGCAAGAAGCACGUGCGGGGACAGGCAUGUAACACGUGUAAGGAGGAUUACUUCAACCUGCAAAGUGGCAACCCUGACGGCUGCACCAAGUGCUUCUGCUUCGGCAAGACCACACGCUGCGCCAGCUCUUAUUUGGCAUGGGGAGAGAUCAACGGCAUGAGCGACUGGUACCUGGCUAACAUUGAAGUUAACCGCACCCUGAACACAUUCCCGCACCCGGAUCUGCCGGUCAUGCAGAACGACUCCACCAUCGAAGUCGAUUUCCGAAGUCUAACUGCUGAAGCCAAGGUUCUCUACUUCGGAGCCCCACAGUAUUACCUCGGUAAACGCUUGACCUCGUACGGCGGUUACCUGACAUACGCAAUCUAUUAUACCGCUGGGGACAGAGGCCGUCCGUCAGCCGAGCCCGACCUCAUCAUUGGGGGCUCCAACGGCUACAUCGUCCACAACAGCAUAGAACAGCCGCCUUCGGAAACCACCUGGACCCACUCGGUCAGGAUCAGUGAGGACCAGUUCACAAACGUGGACGGCACCGCGGUCUCCAGAGACCACUUUAUGAAUAUCCUGGUUAAUGUCACCAGCAUCUAUAUUCGAGCAACGUAUUGGGAAGAAGGGAUUGUUACACAAUUGAUGAGUGUACUAUUGGACGUGGCUGUGCCAGUGGAGUAUGACGAGUUCGACCCGGCGAAGCAGGCGACCUCGGUGGAAUAUUGCCAAUGCCCCCCCGCCUACAGGGGCAUGUCUUGCGAACAAUGUGCUGCUGGCUACUAUCGGCUCAGUUCUGGACCUCAUGCUGGACGCUGCGUGCCCUGCCAGUGUAACGGGCACUCCAGGGAAUGCGACGUCAAUACCGGGAUCUGUUUGGGCUGUACGGACAACACGAUGGGAGACCACUGCGAGCAGUGCAUCAUUGGCUACCACGGCAACGCCACAGUGGGCACUCCGCGCGACUGCCUCAUCUGCGCAUGCCCAUUGCCCUACGCUUCCAACAACUUUGCCAUCGGCUGCGAUCUGAGUGAGAACGGUUCGCUGAUCUCCUGCGAUUGCCAGCCCGGGUACGGAGGCGCGAGGUGCGACUUUUGCGCUGCCGGCUACUACGGACAACCAGAGGUGCCAGGCGACUACUGCAAACCGUGCAACUGUUCCGGCAACAUCAACCCCGAGGACCCAGGCUCCUGCGACAGCAUCACCGGCGACUGCCUCAAGUGCGUCAACAACACAGCCGGCGCCGCCUGCAACCUCUGCGCGCCCGGCUUCUUCGGGGACGCCAUCUUCUCCAAGAACUGCACUGCAUGUAUCUGCAACGAAUUGGGCGUAGACUUCUGCGACCCGUCGACGGGCACCUGCAUAUGCCAACCGGGAGUCAUAGGCGAGAAAUGUGACCGGUGCGAAGACAACCACUGGGGGCUGAACAGCGGCCGAGGAUGUACUCCUUGCGACUGCGCACUGGCCUCCAACUCUAGCCAGUGUGAUGACAAUACUGGACAGUGCAGUUGUGCAAAGGGAGUGACAGGCCGUCACUGCGAGCACUGCGCCGCUGGAUACUGGAACUAUAACGAAAACGGAUGUGAUCAUUGCAACUGCAACACCGGCUACUCUGUCGGGUUCAUGUGCAACGCCACGGGACAGUGCGAGUGUUUGCCCGGGGUCAUCGGGGAAAAGUGCGACCGUUGUCCUGAGAGAUGGGUGCUGAUUCCGAACCAGGGCUGCCAAGAAUGCGACUCGUGCACAGACGCGCUCAUCUUCACCGUACAAGACCUACGUGACCUUCUCUUGAAUGAAACACAGGAGUUCAAGGACAAAGCCGACUCGUUCUUCACGACACAGCGCUUGAACUACAUCUCCAACCAGACGGAAGCGCUGCGCCCGCGCAUAUCCGAGCUCCAGAAUGUUGACCUCGCUGACGUCACCACGGCUUUCAGGUCUCUCGAGAGUGCCGCCAAGAAUCUGCUCAGAUCUGCGGAGUUCGCAGCCACGGACAGCGACAAGCAGAUCGGACGAGCGGCAGAACUGGCAUUAGACGCGGACAAGAUCUUGAAGAUGGUCCGCAGCAGCGCGGACGAAGCGGCGGCCGUAAUCGCACACGUCGCCGACCUAGCGACCGGACUCGAGCUCAGCCAGCAACCGAAAGUGGACAGCGCCUUGACUGAAGCCAAGCAGAUCAGGGACGAUUUGGCUGAUAAGGAUCUCAAACCGAAGCAACUUCUAGCAGUAGGUUCACUGAAUAACGCCACCACUCAGAUUGAACGAAUGAAAAUAUUCGUUCAGCCGGUCAACGAACAAGCAAAGCGUUUCGAUGCUCUGGUGAACAACACAAAAGACUUGAAGAAGAAAUUGGACGAAAUGCUCGAGUACACCGACCUGGCGCAGCACACGGUGGAAAUGGCAAAGAGGCUUAAUUUCAAGAACAAGCAAUCGAAGUCCAACAGCAAGGUGGGUUCGGUGACGGACCUAAGCAGCGCGGCCAUGUUAGAUUUGAUCGACGCGGCUCACGACACGACCAACGCGACGAAACUCACAAACGUAGCCACGGACGAGGUCGCCGACGCCGCCAGCGCACUGGAGGACAACAAACAGCAGAACAUCAACGUAGACGACAGACUGAUAGAACUCGACAAGAAGAUGGCCGACUUGCACAAUUAUACAUUAGUGGCGCGACACCAUGCUCUGAGUUUGAGAAACAGGGCCGAUAAUCUCCGCGAAGUAGCCAAGCGGGAGAACAACAACACGAGGACGCAAGACGCGUACGCGGCCGCGUCCGCGUACUCUUCCAUAGUGCAGGAGAUCGCUGACGCCAAGAUGGCCGCUGACCAAGCUGAGGAAGCCAUCAGGGACGCCACACGUAUUAAACAGGACAUAAUAGUACAUGUGGAGCCUGCGCGGGAGAAGUCUCAGAAGCUAUUGCAAGACGCCCUGGAAGCCCUGGAGACCGUGGACAAGGCCCUGGGACCCAACCUGACGCUGGCCAUCAGCUCGCUCGCCGGCGCUGCCGAGACUCUGGGCACGGCCGAAGAUGAUACCAAUGCCAUAGAACUGGCUAUGCCACCACCAAGCUCAUUUGCCCUGCAAGAGGAGGCAGCUAAAGGAGACAGAGUUAACGCCGUGGUCCGCAACACGCGGGAGAUCAUGUCCGAGCUGGGCAAAGACCUCGCCAACAGCAAAGACUGGGCGCAAACGCUGCCCAAGCAAGCGGACGAGGCGCAGAAGAUGGCCGCCAACGUCGAAUCAUUAUUGAAACAAACGGAGAAGACUGACGCGGUGGACGCGAAGUACCGCGCGGUGAAGAAUAGGCAGGAAGACUUAGAGCACAGGAGGGCAGAAGCCAACGCCAAACUCCUCAGGCUUAAGGAGCAGAUAGAACAGGCGAGAACAAUUGCGAACCGCAUCCAAUUCGGCGUGAGCUUCGACCGGCUUUCUACUCUCCAGCUUCGUCUACCAGAUAACAUCGAUGAAAUGUCCACCUCCACUCAAGUCUCCGCGUACUUCCGGACUAAGGAGAAGGACGGUUUCUUGUUGUACCUUGGAAACCCUAAAGACACUAUGCUGAGGAGGAGCAAAUCUGACGACUUCAUGGUGCUGAGCAUACAGAACGGCUACCCUCGACUCGAGAUGGACAUCGGCGACAGUUACGACUCCGGCCGCGACCCCGCCAAGUUUAUCAGCGAUAAAUACGUCGCGGACAACCAGUGGUACCAGGUCAUUGUCAACAGAGUGGGCCGCAGCGUGAAGCUGUCUAUCCGCGAGGCUCUCGCCAACGGCUCAGAAUACACGCACUCCAAGGAAGGCAUGCUGCCUGGAACACACACCAUCUUCAACCUGGACAAGCAGAAGUCCAAGCUGUAUGUGGGUGGUGUGCCGUCUGACGCCAAGCUGCAGAAGAUCAGCUUCCCCGCCUUCGAAGGACAGAUCGAAGAACUAAUGAUAGGAGACACCCCCGUCGGACUCUGGAACUUUGUGAAUGCUACAAAUCUGAAGGGAUCUAGGCAGAGGAACAAGUUGAUAACUCCGCCGGUGUGGCCGCAAGAGUAUCGCUUCAACGGGCGCUCCCACGUCACCAUGGCCGGGUCCGGCUACCUCGAGCCCGAGAAGAACCACAUCCAACUGUUCUUCCGCACGUACGCGCCCAACGGACUCAUCUACCUGGUUGGGGAGAACAACCACUUCUUCUCCGUCCAGAUGCAAGAUGGCGCUGUAUACUUGCAGGUUGCCUUUGGCCCAAGAGAGGAGGACCUGGUAAUCCUGGGCACUUCAAAGACAUACAACGACGGAAACUGGCACAAACUGGAUGCCACACGAUACCUCUCAGACUGUUCUCUCAAAGUGGACGGGGAGAUACUGAGAUCAGUCCUGUCGUCAUCAGUGAAAGAGAUCCCCGCUACGGAUACCAUGAACUUUGGAGGCGGCAACAAAGACAUAUCCAGGGUCACCAACCAAGGAUUUGACGGAUGUAUCAGGCAGAUCAGUAUAGACAGGAUUAAUGUGGAACUCAGUGACAGCAUAGAGUCUAUCGGAAUGGUGUAUGGAUGUCAGUUCUCGUCCCUGGUGUCGCUGUCGGGCCAGGACAGCUACCUGCGCUACCAGAACAUCACGUCGGAGAACCCCCAGGUCACGCUCAAGUUCCAAACGUCGUCUCCGGACGGCCUUCUGUUCGUCUACUCCAGUCGAACGCUCACCGCCAACAGCCAGGACCUCAUGUCGCUGUCACUUAUCAAGGGUCAACUGGUGUUAACAAGUCAACGGGAGAAGCUAGAUACUGGGCUGAACACGUACAAUGACUCACAAUGGCAUGUGGUCACCGUGACACACGGCGCCAAGGCGCUCAAGAUGGUCAUCGACGAUUAUGACUACUACAGUACUGACACAGCUCCAGACCCUCUGCAUAUACUCAACGGAGUUCUAUUCAUCGGCGGGGUCCAGCCCGGAUACGUGAUCGCCGGCAAGAUCGGGUCCCGGGCUCCGUUCCAGGGCUGCAUCGCGGACGCCACGCUCAACGGCCGCGUGCUCAACCUCCUGGAGCCGCUCAGCAACAGCAGCGUCACCUUCGGCCGCUGCGGCGCGGUCACCUCCACUGGCGGAGUGUUGCCAGGCGGAGACUAUCCCACGCUGCCCACGCCGACAGUGUUGCCGACGCCUGCGCCCGCGCCGCCCGAGACUGAAGCGCCCGACGUGACCUCCGCACCAGUCCUAGGCGGUCGGGUGAUCGACAUCCAGACGACACCAAAGAGUACCGCAGUGAGCGCUCCUCCGACCACGCCACGGCCGCGACCGCAGCCCGAGAGCGGCUGUGCGCUUGCGCACGACAACUACUAUACUGUGGGGAGCCCUGACGAAGGCUACCGGUUUGGUUCGCGUCGAGACAGCCGCAUCGAGUACGGCAAGCUGCCGGGCCGCCAGCUGGAGCUGUACGACCUCACCAUCAGCUUCCGCACCUUCGACAAGCACGGAGGUCUCAUCUUCUACGCCGAGGCUGACGGCGCGCCCGAUCAGUUCCUCGCUGUCUACAUGAUCAGUGGCUUGCUCCACGUAGCGUUUAACUGUGGCGAGCGCACCGGCCGCGUGUCAUCGAUCCAAUCCUACAACGACACGGAGUGGCACCAGCUGACCCUGGUCCGCAACGGAGGCCACAGCAAGGUCACCGUCGACAACAAAGAGGUCGGCGAGACCAGCGUCGCUUGCGUCAACCCUAAAGUGCUCGCGCCGCCGUACUUCUACGGAGGACUUCGUAAAGUCACCACGCAUUACAAUGACACCGUGGGCUUCUACCAGCCGUUCAAGGGCUGCCUCAAGGGCCUGCUGAUGAACGGGCAAGUGGUGAAGGAUGUGCAGCAAAGAGUGAACGCGCUGCGUUGCGUCGACAAUGUCGAGGAUGGACUCUAUUUCGAGCCUGCUAAGGGCGAGUUUAGCAGCUACCUCAAGUUGGUGAACCACUUCCGCGUGGGUAACGAAGUGGGCAUCGCGAUGGAAGUGAAGCCUCGCAACAGCACAGGACUUCUGCUCAGCGUGUACGGCAAGAAGGAUUACCUCGUCAUCGAGAUGUUGGAGAACGAGGUGGUUGCCAGGGUCGAGAACGGCAAGGGUCCCUUCCAGGCCAGCUUCAACUUUGGCGAAAACUUCUCUCUCUGCGACGGGAAGUGGCACAGGAUUCACGCCCUGAAGUCCCACCACGUGGUGACCAUCGGAGUGGACGGCCACUUCUCCGACGCAGUCCUAGGCCAGUCGGGCUCCACAGACACGCGCUACGGUCUCUUCAUCGGCGGCCACGAACGCGACGUGAAGACGCUGCCCGGCACGCAGUCCCGCCAGGGCUUCGUCGGCUGCAUCCGGAACAUCCAGAUCAAGGAGAAGACCGUCACCAUACCCAGCACUGCCACCUCCAGGGGCGUGCAUAUUGGCGUCUGCCCAUUGGAUUAGCUCAUUCAAAAAACAUCUCUUUCUGCCUAAUUUCAUCCCAUUGUAAUAGCUGACCUUAUCCCACUUCUUAUUGCUGACCUUAUCCCACUUCUUAUAGUUGACUUUUAUCGAGUCCGCCAAUUGUAAUUUUGUAGUUGAACCUGAAUUCGUUUAUUAUAUUUGGUCGAACACGAAAUGUUUAUUUGUAAAUCCAGCUCAUCCAGCCUGACUUGAAUAUAUAUCCAUUGCGUUGUACAUGAUGCGCAACUUACAAGACUAAUCAAUUUUCUAUGACAUAAUUAUGUAUUUGCCCCCAUUUUUAUCAUAAAUCUACCUAUUAAAUAAAGCUACAAAAUCGCAUUUUCUUCUAUAUAAAUAUAAUUAAUAUUAAACAUACUAUUUACUCGAAAUUAUUAAUAUCCCUAAUUUAUUAAUAAAUAAAAUAGUUGGGGAGACUAGGUAUCAUUUUUAUAAGCCAAUUUGUAUGUCUACUCUAAACUAACCACCCAUAAAAUAAGGUUUUAGUAAGGUUGUAAUUGUAACCCCUCCAUAGCAAGUGAACAUAUUCUCAACUAUGUAAUCCUGUGUUCGUUUGACGUGCUCGAGUACUACUUAAAUCUCCUUUCGGGCUCCCCCAACUAUACAGCCAUAAACACUAGCUAUUUUUUAUAAACUUUGAUAUUUAUAAAUCUAUAUACAUAUACGAUUUUUAUAACAAUAUAUAUAUAUAUAUAUAAUAUAAUAGUAGUAAUAUGCUGUAAAUAUAUAUAUAC
Messenger RNA from Plodia interpunctella (Indianmeal moth), 11786 nucleotides. It is a transcript of the gene LanA, whose product is annotated as Laminin A. The record is from RefSeq and is a predicted model, not a curated record. Gene Ontology annotation, biological process: animal organ morphogenesis; tissue development; cell adhesion. Bases 40 to 11034 code for a protein of 3664 amino acids. NCBI's taxonomy places the organism in Eukaryota, Metazoa, Arthropoda, Insecta, Lepidoptera, Pyralidae. The transcript has 62 exons. Gene Ontology annotation, molecular function: zinc ion binding.